Molecule: messenger RNA, 905 nt
Organism: Brassica rapa (field mustard)
Lineage: Eukaryota; Viridiplantae; Streptophyta; Magnoliopsida; Brassicales; Brassicaceae
Product: sm-like protein LSM1B
Biological process (GO): deadenylation-dependent decapping of nuclear-transcribed mRNA
Cellular component (GO): Lsm1-7-Pat1 complex; P-body
Molecular function (GO): mRNA binding
Source: RefSeq, a predicted model, not a curated record
AUGAAUAUUUAAGAACCAGUGGUCGACUUGAUCGCCUUCCUAUUACCUUCUCCACCUAUCUUCUCUCAUCAAAGUGCGAUCGGAUCUGGGUUUUAUAUUUUUUUGACAAACCCUUCUCCGUGUUCCGAUCUAUCGUAGAAAGUCCCGAUCUUUCUAUCGCUUUCCUUAAUUUUACCCUUUGCUCACUCAAAAAACCCUAAUCUCGAUUUUUCUUUCCUCCUCCUCCGUUCGAUUAGACGAUCCUAUCUCCUCAGCUGGGAUCUGAGAACAUUGAAUCGUUUGUGUUUUUAUAGAAAGACCAAACCUUUUACUUCAGUUUCGAGCGGUUAGAGUCAGUGACGAUGUCGUGGGCUGGUCCUGAAGAUAUUUACCUUUCAACUUCACUCGCUAGUUAUCUCGACAGAAAGAUUCUUGUGCUCCUUAGGGAUGGUAGAAAGCUAAUGGGAACCCUCCGUUCAUUUGAUCAAUUUGCCAAUGCGGUUCUAGAAGGUGCUUGCGAGAGGGUGAUUGUUGGUGAGCAAUACUGCGACAUUCCUCUAGGCCUCUAUGUAAUCCGUGGAGAGAAUGUUGUUCUCAUUGGUGACCUGGACACCGAGAGAGAAGAGCUUCCUCCAAAUAUGAUCCGCGUAUCAGAGACAGAGAUUAAAAGGGCGCAAAAAGUGGAGAGGGAAGCGAGUGAGCUGAGAGGAACAAUGAGGAAGAGAAUGGAGUUUCUUGACUUCGAUUAACCCUAUUCAUUCUUGCCUUGAUGCUCUUCUUUGGCUCACAAGUUUUAUGAAGAGCAUUCUUGGUGUGUGAAAGUAGGUCUCUUUUUUCAUUUUGAAAGUAAUAUGACAAAAAUAAUAUGCGUGUAAUCUCUCGUCUUGGGAUCUAUUUUACCUUUUUAUUAAAAAAAAAUUUCACAA